This is a messenger RNA of Grosmannia clavigera kw1407, 2781 nucleotides long. RefSeq lists its product as uncharacterized. NCBI's taxonomy places the organism in Eukaryota, Fungi, Ascomycota, Sordariomycetes, Ophiostomatales, Ophiostomataceae. The record is from RefSeq and is a predicted model, not a curated record. The transcript is spliced from 4 exons. The coding region runs from base 1 to 2781 and encodes 926 amino acids.
AUGUGCCAGUGUCUGGCCGAUCUGAUGGCGUCACUUGUGCUCACAGAAUCGCCAGAGAGGCUCCGCGAUCCUUCUAGGAAGGUUCAGUCAACACCGGCCGAGAUCAAAUUGGUCAUGCUGGCCACGCGCUGUCGGGAAACGGCAAUAGGCCUGCAAAAGAAGCUCCGUUCUCUACGGCUAGACGCUGAUGCACCCUCGUCCUCCCAUUCGAAGAUGACCAGUUUGCUAUUGGCCGUCAAACUUAAGAUGGGCAAUCCUACCGACCGGCUACAGAAGAAGCUGGAUGGGUACCGCAAUGACCUUAUGCUUUGUCUCAAGGUCGUAGCAUUCGAAAAGCAGUCGAGCGUGGCCAUGUACAUGGAGGAGCUAAAGCAGGCCAAUCUCAACAUCGUGCACGAUCACUCGGCCAAGCUGGACGAGAUGCUCGAGCUGAUCAGGCAACUGCCCGCUCAGGCGGGCAUCGUAAUGAGGGCUGACGAUCCAACUGUUACGCUGACGUCGAUUGCCCAGGCGCUUAAGACCAUUAAAGCUUCGUCGGCCCGACAGUGGAUCUGGGAGCACGAGAUCGUGCACAGCCUCUACUUCGAGUCACUGCCCAUCCGCCACGAGGCCAUACAGAAUGCGCACCGAAAGACGUUCGAGUGGCUGCUGCGAAGACGCAGUAGAACAAAAAAACAUGGCUAUUCCUACAACGCCUCCUCUACCACCACCUUGCUAAACUGGCUGCAGAGCGGCGCCGGUAUUUACUGGGUAUCGGGCAAGCCAGGCUCGGGAAAAUCAACGUUGAUGAAGUUCGUCGUCGGCCACCCCGAGACGCAAAAAGCCCUCAACUGCUGGGCCAAGCGCGCGCCGGAAGAAAGCGGUUGUAUCACCACAGCUUACUAUUUCUGGAGUGCGGGCACACGGCUGCAAAAAUCGGUCGAGGGACUGUUGCGAUCGCUGUUGUUCGAGGUUCUCGUCCAGGCGCCUGAUUUGAUCCCGGUGGCGUUUCCCAAGCGAUGGGCUGUCACAGCUGGGGAGGGAUUUCGGCGGAGUUCGAACGAAAUGUCCCAGUGGAAGCACUGGGGCGAGCCAGAACUGUUCGAAGCCCUCCGACUCCUGUCGCAGCCGACCUCGCCAUCGUCACCCGAGACUGUCCCUAGGCGGCUCUGCUUCUUUAUUGACGGGCUAGACGAAUACCACGGCAACCACAGAGAGCUUGCUCUAACCCUGUCAGCCGUGGCGUCAUUUGGUCAAAACAUCAAGGUCUGCGUGUCGAGCCGACCGCGGAACGUUCUUGAUAACACGAUCGGCCUGGUCGCAGUGACUCAGAAGUUGCUUGUUCACGAGCUGACUCGCGACGAUAUUGCCGCAUAUACGAACGCGACACUCGACGAAGACCCAAACUGGGUGUUGGAGGCCCCUACCAAUGCACGCUACGGACAGCUCGUGCGUCGCUCGCUGCAGGAGGGCCUUACCAACGGCGAUUCGCUACACAUGCUCGAGAAACGCGUCUACGACAUGCCGCAGGAGCUUGGUCCGUUUCUUCGGAAAAUCCUGAUGUCCGUACCGACUUUUUACCAGCAGCGGAUGGCCAUCUACUUCCACAUUGCCCUCAACGUUGACAUGAACGAGGAGUCGAGUCUGGUCACGCUCAUGCACCUCUCCUUUCUCGACGACUGUUUCGAGACUGCGCACUACGCCAGCAGCCUCCCUAUCAAGCCCAUGGAUAAUCAUGACAUAUUCCAGCGGCACAGUUCGAUGCGUCGUCGCCUUAACGCCCGCUGCAAGGGCCUGCUCGAGGCCCACCUGCACCCGCCUGAAACCCAGCCCUAUCUCGCCCAUCGGGUUAUACUUUUACAUCGGACUGUGCGUGACUUCUUGCGCACCGAUGAGAUGACCCAGUUCCUAGACAACCUUGUGAGCGGCCAUGACACCGCCAUGUUGAUGCUGAACGCCUGCAUUGCAUUAUUCAAGAGCAUUCCCCAGCCUGAACACUCCACGACGGCUACGCUCUUCGCGCAGGCUUUGUCUUAUGCCCGAAGGGCUGAGGUUGGGUCCGUUGAAACAGCUAUCUCCAUCGUCAAUGAGCUACUGCGCUCAGCACGCACUAUGGGCCUGGGUGGGUUGACCAGCCCCUCGGAGUUCACCAAACUUGUCGUCCACCAUGGGGUUUCCGGCUAUAUCGCUGCGGCUGUCGAGGCCCGUGAAGAUUACAUAUUGGAUGAGGCUAGUGUGCUCGACAUUGCUCUUCAGAAUGCUGCCUCAUUCAGGCCGGAAGUCGUCGAUAUGACGGAGACAGUUUCUAUGCUACUAUCGAGGCUAAAGGCAAAACCACCUAAAGAAAUGAUCUGCCUUGGUAACCGUGCGUGGUGCACCUAUAUGCAGAGUCUUCGGGCGACCGUGGCUCAGACUACAAGCCUAGACAUCGUCAAGCGUCAUAAGCGUAUCCUCGGUCUCAUUCUCCCCUACGUCGCUGACGUGAAUGUUGAAGAUGCAGACGCGAAUGUCGCUUGGGGUGGCUUCUUUGGGGAGAUUUUUCGUAUCAACGAAGUAUCACAGAGCUCAAUCAACGGUAUGCGCAUGCAAAUGAUUGCUGAGAUUUUGGUCCAUGGAGCUAAUCCCAACGCGCCAUACAUUGGUACUACCACCUGGUUGGACUUACACAACUACCUAUUCAUCACUCGUGGAUGGGAUAUCGAGUCGGACAAGAAAAGCAAUCACAUGGAGCGUCUUGCAAACAUAACUGAGAUGUUUCUAAGACAUGGUGCCGACACCAGCGACUUCCUGGAACUUAAAUAG